This is a messenger RNA of Actinia tenebrosa (Australian red waratah sea anemone), 3186 nucleotides long. RefSeq lists its product as uncharacterized. The record is from RefSeq and is a predicted model, not a curated record. Gene Ontology annotation, molecular function: carbon-carbon lyase activity; pyridoxal phosphate binding. Lineage: Eukaryota; Metazoa; Cnidaria; Anthozoa; Actiniaria; Actiniidae. Gene Ontology annotation, biological process: carboxylic acid metabolic process.
AUUAAAAUCCUGUUGAUCGUGAUUAAACAGGAAGAAAUCAUGACGUCAGUUCAAUAAAUGACCUAAAUUUACCGUGACUAACCUAAUCCUCUYCCAGACGUGUUUUUUUACAUCCAUACGUUACUAUUAUGCAUGUAAAACUGCAUGUGUAUCGAUGCAUUAAGUAGCUGGCCAUUCGAGCUGAAUUGACCUUGAAAUUACCGAACCUAUUUAAGAGUGCAGCUACGGAUGGUCCGAAAACUUUAUUAAAGAAGCAAGAUUGUGCAUUURAAUUAACAUGUAUCGCAAGACUGGUGUGAUAAAAGGCAAAGUUUCGAUGUACCAGCCUCGAAGGCCUAAUUUUGACCGAUAUGAGGAUACAUCUAAACCUUGGGCCAAAACUGGAGCAUGGUUUUUAGGUCCCAAGGCCGACAAUGCAGAAAUCUUCAGGAAGCUUGCAGUCGAGGCAAUAGACAACCACAUUGAUUUCAGGAGAAGCUACUAUCCGUGUGAUCCUUACUACGUGACGGAUGACAUGCGUCAAUCAGAAUCCUUUCAGGAGACUAUCAAGAAAACGACCGACGAAUUGCGAAACAUGCAAAAAGACUUCUACAAGGCUGUGCCAUUUUUUAGUUCCCGUUAUAAGGGUCACGUCAUAUGGGAUACCGUCAUGCCCGCCAAUCUCGGUUACAUCACUGCAAUGUUGUUUAACCAAAACAACUGCGCUUCUGAAGCCUCUACGGUGACUACCAAGUAUGAAGUAGAAGUGGGUAAGGAUCUUUGCGAAAUGGUUGGAUUUGAUCCUGAUAAAUCCAUGGGCCAUAUUGUUACUGGUGGUACCGUGGCUAAUAUAGAGGCUAUGUGGGCUGCCCGCAAUAUCAAGUACUAUCCUGUCGGCCUUCAGGAUGCUAUCAAAAAUGAAGAGGCUCUAUCCAAAGCCAAGGAUUAUAUGCUGAUUUUACCGUACAAGAACAAAGAACUGAGGAUCRUGGAUGCAGCAAAAUGGGACUUAUUAAAUCUGGAUAUAGAUGAAAUUUUACAACUACCCGAAAAGGUAGCCAAAAUGGCAGGUAUCACCUUGAUGGAACUGACUUCAAUAAUGACCAACUACUCGUUUGAAUGCAUUGGACACGAGUUUUGUCAACGGCAUAAUUUAAUAGGCAGCUCCUGCUUUCUUGCUCCUUCCACUGCUCACAUUUCCCUUUUCAAAGGAGCAACUAUACUGGGAAUGGGAAAAAAWAACCUAGUACUGGUACCCGUGGACGAAAACGCUAGAAUGGACAUCAAAGGUUUGCGUGACAUUCUGGAAGACAAACUGGUCAAAAAAGUUCCAGUCAUUAGCGUGAUAGUGGUGAUGGGUACAACGGAACAGAGUGCAGUAGAUCCCCUCACUGAGGUACUUGAGGUUCAAGAAGAGAUGAGACGAAGGGGCUUGAACUUCAUGAUUCAUGCAGAUGGGGCCUGGGGUGGUUACUUCUGUUCCAUGUUACGAACACCAUCAACUCCAUUACAACCCCACAAACGUGACAAUUCUUCAUGGUUUGUGCCCGAAUUAAGUCUUGGGAGUUACACUGGUGCUCAGCUCGCUGCCAUUUCAAAUGUUGAUACCAUCACUGUUGAUCCUCACAAAACUGGCUUUUGUCCCUACCCUGGUGGAGCUAUUUGUUAUCGCGACAAGAGAAUGAAUGAGUUUUUGAACAUCAGCCAUCAGGCUGUUUAUUAUCACGGAGCUCUAAACCUUGGAGAUGUUGGCAUUGAAGGAUCAAAACCUGGGGCAGCCGCUGCUGGUAUCGUGAUGGCMCACAGGAUUAUUGGUUUGCAUAAGAAUGGUUAUGGAAGGAUUCUUGGUGAAUGCAUGUUCACUUCUAAGCUACUCUAUUGCUACUGGACUGCACUUGCUGACAGUGAUGACCCCUUCAUCUUGAUACCUACAAAACCUUUACCACCUGACCGCAGUCCYGAACAACACAUCAGAUACAUAAAGAAGAACAUCAUUGGUAAAAGUAAUGAGGAACUUGUCCAGAACCAUGAAGUGAUGGAGUAUCUUCGUGAGAUUGGUCCUGACACAAUGGUGCCAUGUUUCUCAUUGAAUCUCAAAGGCAACACAGAUGUCAACCUUUUAAACAAGAUAGUUGAAGUGCUCUAUAAAGAUCUCUCGAUGUCUGAUGACAGAGUUAGUAGUUACAGAUUUCCAAUGAUUGUGACGUCAUCCACGUACCAGCACCAUUAUCAUAGCACAGCACUGAAGCAAUUUAAGAAAAGAUUAGGGGUUGAUCCUUAUGAUACRACUGGAGUCAAGUACAUCAAAACAACUUGUAUGGAUCCUUGGGCCACAUCCACGGAAUUCCUCUUCGACCUGGGAUCRAUUAUGAGGAACGCCAUCCUCUGUGCUAUAGGGGCGGUAUUGGAUCCUCCCGUUUGUCAUGAUUUUGUUGGCACUGGUCACCUAGAUUCAAGAGGUCAGAUGAUUGUAUACUACUCUGGACAAUUUCCCGUUGUUUCGCRCCAGUAUCACGCACUGGCAAAGAUAGAAUUCGUCAAUGAAUGUGACGGAAAGGCCAUAAUUGAAGUCUUGAAGCAACGAAAGAGCAAACUCCUUAUUUUGAGAACUGUAGAAGAAGAGCAACUUCAYGAUAUUCUGUUACAUGAAAUUAGUUCCAAAAAACUGGGAGUGGUAGAGACAUUGUCAUUAAGAUUGGUCAGAAAAUCUGGUUUAAUGGUGAAACUAUCAAUAAUGGAUAGGAUAKAAUAGGAAGGAUUUCAUUGCUGCUGUUGCACAAGAGCCUAUGCAAGMGUAAAAUUAUUUCAUAGAUUUAGAACUUCAACAGUCGAUUUUAGAUUAGGUUUCCAUGAUGUAGAGUUUUAUUCUUUCUUUCAAAUAUUUUAGAAUUAAAUAGUUUAUCAAUGACCCUAUUUUAACAAUUAYUUUAAACUAAUAUGACGACCAUUUUCAAUAGACAUUGAAUCUACUUGAAAAGCUAGUCAAGUAAAAAACCAAACAGUUACCACAGAUGUGGUAACAGGCUGCAAGAAAAYAAUUGUAAACUUACCUCAGAACUGUCUUAUAAGGUACCAGUGGUGAGCUGAAAUGUCCAAGACUAUGAAAAAUGAAAAGUACAAAAAAAUUAGUAAAGUAUUUUUUCAUAAGAAACCAAAACAUAUGUUUUACUAAAAGAUACAGUUAAUGUAAUUAUCGUUUUCCAGAUU